Dreissena polymorpha is the source of this 3603-nucleotide messenger RNA. Its product is annotated as testis-expressed protein 11-like. Bases 326 to 3202 code for a protein of 958 amino acids. The record is from RefSeq and is a predicted model, not a curated record. The transcript is spliced from 30 exons. Gene Ontology annotation, biological process: meiotic cell cycle. NCBI's taxonomy places the organism in Eukaryota, Metazoa, Mollusca, Bivalvia, Myida, Dreissenidae. Gene Ontology annotation, molecular function: protein binding.
GUUUUCGUUUCAGUUUUUGCAGAAGACAAACGCACAAAUCCAAAAUAAAUACAGAAAUAAAUACAAAUCGUAAUGUUCCAAGUUUAUUCGUGACCUGCGCUUAUUAUUUUGCUUUGUUCGACUUCAUUGAAAAGAUUUCUACGAUUUUGGCAAAAAUAUCACAAUGAUGGUCAAUGUAUUCGAUAGAAUUCUAUAGUUUUGUAUGACCACAUGAUUCUGGACAUUCAUACUUUCGGAUGUACAAGCGAAAGCUAGUUUUUACUUUAAGUAAGAAGGUCUACAUAUUAUUUAAGGUUGAACCAGUUCAGCUGUCACAAAACUUACCAUGGAAAUAGAUGUAGUCACAUUUUUGUCUCAAUUCAAAGCCUUGUGCUCUGAAGUAACAAAAGAUCCUUCUACCACCACCUGGUCUGUUAGUGUGGACAGCUGUGUCAAACACUGUGACCAGUCACUACCAUUACCAGAGGCAACAAAACCAGAACACAACAAAGUUUUAAGCGAAUUGGAAGGCCUUGCAGUGGAGUUAUGGAACUACUCUGUUGCAAUAAAGACCAAGGGUGCAGUCACAAAUUCUUCAAAUGCAAAAAUUCGCUAUGUAGCCUUUUUGGUCCUUGAAUGUUGUGGACAGAAGGAUAACAGUGACCACAAUGGUAAACGUCUCAUUAUGUUAACAGACCAUAUGUUAAGAAAACAAGCCCCUUCCCAAAUGAACAAUGAAAGGCCAACAGAAAAGUUUAUUAAAGAACAUAAGAUGGGGCUUAAAAGUGGAAGGGCCUGGUUAGAUGCAGGUCAACCAGAUUUGGCAGAGAAAGUGUUCAGCAAGACUGAAAAGUGCCUUAAAAGUAUACAGAAAAGUGUGAUUGAGAGAAAACUUGCUACAGGAGAAAGUGGCUUCAGUGAAACGUUGGAGAGACAGAAACUAGAACUAGAACAAGAUCUCUUCACCCUGUCCUGUUACAGGGCAGAAACUCUUGUGGCCCUCUGCCAGCCAGAUGAUGCCCUACAGUACAUGAUGACAGCAAAAGAUCUCUUACCCAAGUUUCCAAAGCAGGCAGGCUUCCUGUGCAUGCUGUGCUACAACACUGGCGUGGAGCUGUACAGACAGAAACUCUUCUGUCAGACCAUCAUUUGGCUGAGAGAGAGCUAUGAGCUGGGCAAGAACAUGAACACCAUUGGACCUCGCAACCAGGCAAGAACAUUGAGGCUGCUGGCAAACGUGUACUUGGACCACAAUCCAGAAGAGAAUGUGCAAAAUGCAUUGAAUGCUGUCAGUUUGGCUAACACUGAGCACAGUCAUCCUGCAGGCAUUUACCUGAAGCUGAAGAUCCUCAUGUUGGAGAAUGCUGACAAUGAUGUUAUCAAGAGAUGCAUGGGAGAGCUACUGAAGGUUCCAGAGCUCACAGUGGACCUCAGCCUGCAUACACUGCAGCUGGUUAACAAGCCAGACAGAUUGGAGCUAGUCAUGUGGUUGAUAGAGGAACUGCUGCGGCGGUUUGAGCACUCCCCAGACCUGGGUCGGCUCAUGGUCACCAACACAGAGGUCCUCCUGGAGGCUGGCAUGCACAAGGAGGUCAAAGAGUUUCUCGAGUUUUGUAUCAAUGCUCAUCACAAGGGGAAAACCCUGGACUUUGCAGUGAAGAAGCAGUUUCACAUUAUUUUCUGGGAGCAAGCUGCAAUUGCAUUUGAGACGGAGGAUUUCCAGUCCUCCCUGGAGUGGUACAACUUCUCCUUGGCACUGUAUGGACAGUCCAACCCUGGGGAUCUCACUCUGGCCAAGCUCCAGAGGAACAGGGCUAACUGCUAUAUAGCGCUAAAAGCAUGGGAUAAGGCUAACACAGCCAUCACAGAGUCUCUCAAGUGUGACCCCAACUGUCGUCAGACCCAGUUCAUACUGUUCUCCCUAGCAUUGCAGGAAAAUGCAACAGACAAAGCCUGUGAAGCCCUUAGGAAGCUGUGCAGUUUGUCGGCAGUGCCCACCAGUGCUGGGGACGCCACCAGUGACAGCUCUGGUCUGGUUGCAUUGGCUGCACAACAGGCCCUUGAUUGUGAGCGUGUGGACACAGCCUGUGUGGCUUUGGAGCACCUUGUGGCUGGUGGUACGGACCCUGUACAGGUGCUGAAGGCUCUACGCUGCCUGGUCAGGCUCAAACUUACCAACGCUGAACAGGAGGAACCUGGCAAAAAUGAUCUUGCUGAAAUUAGCAGCUAUAUCAGUAAAGGUUAUGAGAAGCUUGCAGCCGUGCGAGACAUGAAACCAGUCAACGAGCAACUUCUCCAGACUGAGGCAGACUGGUUCAUGAAGAUUGCCUGGAACCUGGCUUUACAGUGCGAGGACAAACCAGAACAUAUGAAGGAGCUAUACACCAUGUGUUCAAAGUUGCUAACGCUGGGUGUACAGGAUGAGAACAGCAAGGGACGCCAGAUGACCUGUCUGCUCAUGUCAGCCGCUGCCUGUUUGCAGGUGGCAAGAACUUCUGGGGACAAUGAACUCAGGAGAACAUUUCUAGAAGACUGCUUGCAGUGUGUGUCCUCCUGUCGUCAGUUAAGCAUCAAGCUUAAUGAUCACUCUAUAGGGAAUGGAGAGUCCAAGAAGAAGGAGACAGACAUUCUUCUGUUGCUGUAUGAGUUUGAGGCUCGAGUCCACCUGAAAGAUUCGGGCGUCGAAGCUGUCUUAGAAAAGGCUCUCACUGUAUCUGGAUCAGACAUGAAAACAUUUGAAACCCUCGCUGCAAUUGCCCUGGAGCCCCCAACCCACAACAGAAGUGUGGCUGUGCGAGUGUUAAGAGUCGCCAUCAGGAAGCAUCUCCAGGCUACCACACCUGACAUAAACAAGUGCAGUAAGCUGUUUCACAGCCUGAUACAGCUGUGUCUCAGUGGGGGAGGCAAUCAGGAUCUGGCAGGCAAGGAGGAGGCCUGGAACUACUAUGGAGAGGUGCUGGACCUUGUGAACAAGGCAGACAAGGGGGUUUAUCCUGAGAUGGAAAUAGUCUGGUUGAUGACAAAAGCAUGGAACUGUGGAAUCAAUUUCUACAGCCACAGUCGAUACUCGGACGCGGAGAAGUGGUGUGGAUUGAGUAUGAGGAUGUUGAAGUACCUGGAUACCUUCAAAGACAACUACCAGGAUCAUAUGAGCAAUGUGUAUGCAGACAUCCUGGCUAAAGUCUCACCUGCGGAAACCCCUGGUGCUGCCAUAAUGGCGUAGGGUUUCAAUCGCACUGUUACUUUGUUUCAAUGUGUGGUAACGAGUUAUAAAGAAUUUGUUAAACCUACUUAUUCAGCUUUAAAAUUAAUUUGUAUAUUUCUUUUAUUACCAUUAUUUUCUGUAAUAUAUCUACCGCUGGAAAUGCCUAUACAGUGACAGAAAGCGACUGCUUGAUUUUGGUCCAUAUCAGUUAAUUUAUUGCUUAUUGUUGAAAAUGAUUUUGAAAGUGUUACAUUAGCAAUUAUUUUAGAGUAUUGUAACAAAAAGGAUAAAUUGUAGUCUUAUAAAAAAAGUAGUAAAAGGUUUAAGUAAUAGUUUUAAUUGUAUAAUUAUGAAUAAAGUAAAUUGACUGUUCAAUUGUUUACUUGUUUGGAUUAGUGUAUAAUAAAUUGUUAAAUGUG